Molecule: messenger RNA, 1335 nt
Organism: Neopsephotus bourkii (Bourke's parrot)
Lineage: Eukaryota; Metazoa; Chordata; Aves; Psittaciformes; Psittacidae
Product: C-signal-like
Exons: 6
Coding region: 20-781 (253 amino acids)
Source: RefSeq, a predicted model, not a curated record
UGCUGCAGCGAGCGAGAAGAUGGAGGAGCUCAGGGUGGGCAGCGUCCUGCUCACCGGCUGCGAUGGGGGCCUGGGCCUGGGGCUGCUGAAGGGCUUGUUGGAGCAGCGCAGACCCCCUCAGCACCUCUUUGCUGCUUGCCUGGACCCCCAGGGGAAGGCUAUCAAUGAGGUGGCUUUGGGCAACCCCAGCGUCAUGGUCCUGCCUCUAGACGUGACAGAUCCCAACAGCAUCAAGGCAGCUGUCAGGAAGGUGCAGGAGAAGGUGGGAAGCACCGGCCUCAACCUCCUGAUCAACAACGCCGGCACCACACGCCGCAGCACGCUGGCCACUGAGACGGCAGAGAACAUGGCCCUUGUCUACACCACCAACACCAUCGGCCCCCUGCAGACAAGCCAGGCAUUCCUGCCCCUGCUGAAGGAGGCGGCUGAGGCUGAAGGGCAACAUGAGAUGAGCUGCAGCAGAGCUGCCAUCAUCAACAUCUCCAGCAUCCUGGGCUCCAUCGAGGCAGGGGAGGCCUGGGAGGAGAGGCAAGACAUCUGCUACCGCUGCAGCAAGGCUGCUCUGAACAUGCUCACAAAGUGCCUGGCCCUGGAGUACGGGGGCAGAGGGAUCCUCUGUGUGUCCGUGGACCCUGGUUGUGUGACGCCUCCCUUGGGACAGGGGAUGGGCCCAGUGACGAUGGAGGAGAGCGUGCAGGGUGUCCUGCGGCUGCUGGCACGGCUCUCAGGCACCAGCAAUGGCACCUUCUGGGACUGGAGGGGGCAGAGCCUGCCGUGGUGAGAGCAGCACCCUGUCUUGGUGGCCACUGAUGUCAAUAAAGUGAAUUAAUUGCCAUUUCCAGGCUCUCUCUGCCUGUAUAGGGUGAGAACAGGGAUCCCCUACUUGGGGGUGGGAGCUGAGGUUGCUGCACCUCCAGGGAUGCAGAGCUGGACCAGGGAAGCAGAGGGAAGGAUGCUCCAGGAUUGGUCCUGCAUGCUGGUGUCAGGCUCUGCUGGGACAGCCCUGAGGCCAAAGGAUCCCCUUGGGCAUGUUCACACUGCAGCCCCAUUCUAAUAGCCCAUAAGCCACACUCACUGGUGGCCUGAGGGCAUCCCAGAGAGCCCCAAAACCACAGUCAUGGGGCAGCGUUACUGGAGCCUGGGUCUCUCCCUGCUGAGCCUGGCUUCCCCAAAACCGGGUGGCAUUUCUGUACCCACCAUGAGGAUGCUGAGGGCUUUAUUUUCCUCCUGGCUCAAGCCCAGCAAAAGCUCUUCCUUUUCCAGCAGCUGUGGAUUUCACAGCAGGAGCAUCUCCCAUGUCUCUGGGGAUGUCCUUUGGGACCUCACCCUGAGAUG